Empidonax traillii (willow flycatcher) is the source of this 2711-nucleotide messenger RNA. It is a transcript of the gene TBCC, whose product is annotated as tubulin folding cofactor C. The transcript has a single exon. The coding region runs from base 84 to 1109 and encodes 341 amino acids. Gene Ontology annotation, biological process: post-chaperonin tubulin folding pathway; tubulin complex assembly. NCBI's taxonomy places the organism in Eukaryota, Metazoa, Chordata, Aves, Passeriformes, Tyrannidae. Gene Ontology annotation, cellular component: cytoplasm. Gene Ontology annotation, molecular function: tubulin binding. The record is from RefSeq and is a predicted model, not a curated record.
AAUCGGCGGCGGCGACGCAGCCGGGGCUGCCGGCAGCCAAUCGGCGCGUGGCUUAGUGACCGCUGGGGAGGCGAGCGGGCAAGAUGGCGGCGCCGGGCGAGGCGGCGGGAGUGGGGGCUGUGCCGCAGCCCGAGGGGGCCGCGGGCGCUGCCGCCGCCGUGGUGCUGCCCGAGCGGCUGCAGCGGCGGGAAGCCGAGCGGCAGCAGGGCGUGGAGCGGCAGCGGCAGAAGAAGGAGGCGCAGGUGGUGAAGGAAGAGCAGAGCGAGUUCUUUUUGGCCGCGUUCGCCCGGGAGCGCGAGGCCGUGGAGGCGCUGCUGGCGGCGGGGGUGCUGGAAGAGGCGGCCACCCGCCUGCAGGCGCUGCAGAAGCUGCUGACGGGCAGCGUGCGGUUCCUGGCGCCCUACGAGGUGCGGCAGGGGCAGGAGGCCGUGGCGCGGCUGCAGGGGGACUUGGCGGCGCGGCGGCAGCAGCUGCAGCCCAAGAAGAAAUUCGCCUUCCGCGCCCUUAAGAAAGAAGCGGCCCCGGGCAGCGCCCCGCGCCCCGCCGAGCCCGUCCCACCGGCCCCCGCCGCGCCCGGGCCCGGCCUGGCCGAGGGGGAGUCGGGCGGGGAGCCGCUGUGCGGGUUCAGCGGCGCUGAGGACGCAGAGCUGGAGCUCGGCCCCGCGGAGCUGCGGCAGCGGGACGUGCUGCUGUCGGAGCUGCGCGGCUGCCGGGUGCGGCUCCGCGGCAACCCCAACACGCUGCGGGUCCGCGACUGCCGCGGCUGCACCGUGCUCUGCGGGCCCGUGUCCACCUCCGUGAUGGUGGACGGCUGCCGCGACUGCCUGCUGGCGCUGGCCUGCCAGCAGCUCCGCACACACCGCACCCGCGACUGCCGCUUCUACGUGCAGGUGACCAGCCGCGCCGUCAUCGAGGGCUGCUCGGAGGUCUCCUUCGCCCCCUACGACUGGAGCUACCCGGGUAUCGAGGGCGACUUCGAGUCGUCCGGUCUGGACAGAGACAGUAACAACUGGAACCUGGUGGAUGACUUUGACUGGCUGGCGACUGACAAGCCUUCGCCCAACUGGAGCCUGAUCCCCGAGCAGGAAAGAAUCACUUGCUGGGACUGACUGCGGAGGCACCUCUGUGCUGUGCGAGAGAUCCUGGUGUAAACGCAUUGAUUCACAAACCGUGGGACUUAAUCCCCGAUAUGCCAUUAAAUGAUUCCGUUUGGUAUUGAAGUUGUGAAUUACAGUGUAUGACUGGAUUUUUUUUAGUUGAAGAAUACCGGUCAAAGAGAGUUUACUGUUGUUACACAAGCUGCUGCUAUAAUCUAUAUGUAUCAUUGUGGGAUUUGCCAGCUCCUGCAGUACCUCAUUGCUGAGUUUUUCUUAAUUAAGGUGGGGCAAGGGCCGCUGAUACACAAGCAACAGUGAGCCUCUGUUGGAGCUGGAGUGCUGCUUUCAUUCUACCAGGCAGAAUCUGAAUUGGCUGCAAGUAGUGCAAGCUGCCCUGGAAUGGAAAGAUCUAACAACCAGAUUUUUCAUAUUUUUGUUGUUCUCAAGUUACAGACAACUGUACACUAUGGCUUAUGAGGAGUGCAAGGGAAUAAUUCCACGAGGUAAUGGGAACAAAAGGUUAAUUUAAAGGAGGAGUUUGUAACUGCAUAGUGUAGCAGACUGAGAUGAAUCCUAGACUGGCAUAGAACGAUGAGCCAGUUUCUCUUGAUAUGUUUUAAAUCUAAGCUGUCUUCAGGCUUUUAUUUCAAAUGAGAUAACCCAAAAGAAAAAAAAGCAUUCUAAUACACAUGUAAUGCCCUCCUAAUAUAUUAAUGAUUGAUUGAAAUCAGCAAAGCUGUAGAGGCUGUAUAAAUACUAAACCUCCGCAACCUGAAAAUGUUAUGUGAGAGGAUGCUUCCUAUGUAAAAAGCUUGAGAUGGAUAAAAUGAGUGUGUGAGCAUGAUUUCAGGGUCAUUUACAGCAAGUGCAGAUUAACAUCACAGAAUUUAGGUAAACUGUUCCUCUGCAGUCUGAAACUAAAGGGCAGAGAUGUUCAGGUUGUUCCAUCUGUCUACCAGACAAAAGGCUUUGUGUGCUGUGAUCCUAAUUUACAGCACUGCUACUGCCCAAGUGCAGUGGUGACAGGGAAUCACUUAAGUACAGGUGCUAUAUUCCAGUUCCAAAAUUGCAUGUUAUCUUGCACAAAGUGCAUAGUAACUUAAGUCCCAUUUCUUCCCUCCUGCUAAAUAAUAUUUAAAAGGUAGCAGCACUGUGGAAUACAGUGUCUUUACAGUGCCCUGCUAGUGGUGGUGAAGUGGCCACUCUCCAUACAUAAACCGUACAGGUUUCUAAAACCCCUCCUUAACUUGUGACAUUUUGCAAGAGAUAAUGGUUUAUCUUGCCUUAGAAUCUGUAUAAAGCUUUAUCUUAAAACUGCAAAAUAUUUUUGCUGCUCUGCCGUCAUUUACGUGCCUCUAACAGACGGUAAAUGCUAGCUGAACCAUCAAAAACUGCAUUGCUGCUGUGAGAAGUAUCUGAAAGUUCACUUAGGUAAUUGACAGGUUUGAGCAGAAAAACCUUUUAUCUAAGUUGUUUUCAGGAUAUUUAAUUUAAAAGGGGAGGGGGGAAGGGAUUUUUUUUUAUAUUCUUCACAACUUUGUUUUGUUUACUUCUGUUAAUAUAUACUUUUUGACUUGAAUUUUGCAUUUCAAAUAUAUUUGUUUUGAAUUGUUU